GAUCCCACGGGUGUAGUACUGUUUAACAAAAACAAAGCAGCUCAGUCAGUCCGGAAGGAAAUGUUCCUCAUGCUAGAUGCUUUUAAACUGGACAAGUUAAACAGGCGCCAGAACGGUACAGAUACAAUAAUAUCAUUGGUUGCAGACUUUUAACAUUUGCACCGAACUCUAUGUUUUUCUGCAACCAGCAUCGGGACACUCCGCUGGCAGUUAAGAGGUGUCAAAAACGAACUCUUAUUUGUACGCAGCCUGCAGGACGGAUACUGUACACUGCAGCGAGGUAGAAUGUAACUACCAACAACCGCUAAUAACCAGCAGCUUUCCGAUUUAUUAAAAUGGAAACAUUUGUAUCCUCGUGAGCGUUUUUUUGCAGUUUGGCGCAGUCUGUCUGGAUAUCGCGGGUGCUAACAAAAUGGAGGGUAAUAAGUGCUUGUUAAGUUGGCUAGUGUAACGUUAUAUGGAGCCGUGCUUUUAGACUGCGUGUUGGGGAUAUUAUUGUUGGACGGGGAGAAAGACUAACAUAAAUAUGUCAGGAAUACAGUAAACACAUUCAGUUAAGACGGCUUUUACCGGAAGUGGAACGCUGUUACCAAACUAUAACGUGGGUGAUUGACUGCACAACAACAACAGAAUGUGUUGUGAUGUGACACGCCUUUACCGACAGCCACUUAUAAAAUAGAGUAUUAAAGGAGGAGCAGGUAGCACAAAAUGACAGACUCCGGGGAUAGAGCAGAUGUUCCCGGCCCCUCUGGCCUCAGCAGCGGGACCGGGCUAGGCUUCAGCGUGGGCAGAGGACUCCCAGGCCGGGUCAGGAGUCUGUCCUCUCCCACCCCACCUGGAAGACUGACGUCUCUCAGAACCAGGGACCUGACACUGGGGGGAGUGCUUAAAAAACCAAAGAAAACCUUUGAGCCAAAUGUGCAUGCCGUGAGGAAAAGCAGAGAUGAGUUAAAGGAGGAGAUCCAUGUGGCUCCAAAAAAGGAGAGAAGAGAGAGGGAUGAGAGGAGAAGAGAAAACAGAGGGAGGAGGAGAGAGAGGCCUCAGACCAUUCAGUCUCACUCCAUCUUUGAACAGGGUCCCGCCGACACCAUACGCAAAACAGGCUGGCGCGGUACCACAGACCUGCACGACUCCGCCACCUCUCCUGUGUGUAAACUGGUGAAGAAAGAGAGGAAAGACUCAGAAGAGGAUGAAGAUGAGAUUCUCAGUAAACUACAGAGGGAUGAUUUCAUAGAUGAUCCAGGCCUGAGGAAUGAUGCCAAGCUGAAACCCAUCCAGCUACCCCUGUGUCAGUCCAGUAGCUUCAGUAAGAGUCAAACACGGAUGACCACCACAGCAUCUCCAGAGACCCCUCCUCUGUUCAGACCUCCAUCCUGCAGAGCUCAGAGCAGAGCAGGCCACGGAAGAACAGAGCUGCCCAAACCAGAGCAGCCAUCUAUGGUGGAGCUGCUGCAGGAUCUCAGCCUGUCUGGCAGAGAGGAGCUCUUUUUCAUGCAGUUACCUGACAGCAUGCCGGGCACAGUGUCUGGACAGAAGGCUGACGCCCCUCUAGGAUCUACAGCAGAGAAACCUGCCAAGAAGGAAGGCAAGCCUGAAGACAAGAGGCCUUCACAUCUAGAAGCACAACAGGCUGCGGUGAAGGAGGGCUGUCCUGUGCUGUCACAGCUCCCAGAAGGAUUUUUGGGUAAACUGCAGAUCAGAAAGUCAGGAAAGGUGGAGCUGAAGCUGGGUAACAUCACCAUGGACGUCUCUGAGGGAGCUGCAUUCUCCUUCCUGCAGCAACUGGUGUCUGUGCAUCUGUCUGAUGGUCGAACUGGAGACAUGAUGGUGUUGGGAAACAUCCAUCACAAACUGGUCUUAUCUCCUGACUUCCAGGCUUUACUGAGAGAGGCUUCAACACAGCAGCAACAGGAACCCUGAUUAUCUGUCAUAUAUUACACAGACACCCAACAGAGCUGAGACCACACAGCACAGAUUCUAUGACACAUGAAAAGAUAAGUUUGAAUUGUGUGGGAUUCCUGACCUGUUACCACACCAACAGAUCACUGUGGAGGAAAGGUCUAUUGUCCAUACCUCUGCUCACCAACAGAUCACUGUGGAGGAAAGGUCUAUUGUCCAUACCUCUGCUUUGAGGUUUUUAAGGCAGCUAUGUACCGUAGAGUUAUCCCGUUUGUGCUAUGAUUUUGUUUUGUUUUUUUAACAUACUGUGAUAGCAAAACAAUCUGCCAGAAUCUGAAUGAUUGUUUUUCUCUGAUGUGAAGACACUGCCAGGGGGACAUGUUUUUUAGAAAGAUACAGAUAAUCAUGAGAUAAAUACAUGGUAUCAGAUUCAACCUACUGACCCAUGAGGACUGUUGUGGAUGUUACCUGAGCGCAGGCCAUUCGUUUACACUCGAUCAGUUCUAUAAACACCAGCAGAGCAGGCAACAUGAUUGCCAGCUUGAGACCGACUGAAGACCAGCAAACGUUGUUCCCAGCUACAGGCUGAGUUAGUCGAUGCCCAAAGGAAGAUCACUGAGGACGCCCAUCAUCAGAGGCUAUCUUUAAACAAAGACAGAUGAUGUUAUCAUUUGGCCGAAGUUCUUGACUUUGGUCCAUCAGAACCACUGAGUGAAUGUCAGUUCAAUUCAGGGCUUUACAGCAUACGACAUCCCUCUGUCCUUAGGACCCUCGCAGUGGAUAAGGAAAAACUCCCCCCAAAAAACCUUUAUAAUUACAGGUGCUUUGAUAAAGUGAUCUUUCAUGUGUGCACUGAGCUCCUUUAUUAACUCCUAUAGAUCUGUCUCUGAAAAAUGGGAAAAUGGUGCAAAGCAAAUUCCUCAACUGCUCAACCAGUUACAGCAUUGAUGCACAGUCACUGCACUGAUGUACAGUUACUGGACUGAUGUACAGCUGCAAUUUGUAACUUAUGUUGUAUUAAGCAAAAUCAUAUAUAUUAGUUUUUCCAGUUUUAUUAUUGGAUGUUUGUGUUGUGUUUUUGAACCAGCAUGUUUGUUUGUUUUUGUUAGAUUUUUUGUAUUUUUGUUUUUUGCUACCUCAGUAUCAUUUACUGUUUCACUUCUCCUCAUCAGACUCUUACGCGUCAGCUUCAUAGAGCAACUUAACAGCAGCUGUAAAUCCAGGUGUUGCUCACCUCCAGCGAAGUUGGUGAAGUAAAACUGUUAUGUAUGUAAGACUUUAUUUUAAAGCUCAAGUGUGUAGGAUUUAGGGUAUGAAUAUUGUCAGAAAUGGAAUAUAAUAUUCAUAACUAUGUUGUCAUUAGUUUAUAAUCACAUGGAAGUAAGUAAAGUUGUGUUUUCUGUACCUUAGAAUGAGCCAUUUAUAUCUACAUAUGGAGCGGUCCUCUUGCUCAGAGUCCAUCAUGUUGUUUCUGCAGUAGCCCAGAAAGGACAAACCAAACACCGGCUCUUGAUUGGGCCACCGUAGUUCUUCUACACACUUCGCACACAGGAGAAGUGUCAGUUCUGCAAUUGCUAGAUUGCUAGAUGCUACUUAAUCCUACAAACUCUCAAAAACCCUUCAUUACAGUUUCUGGAAGUCCUUUCAGAUGAUCUUUUUUUAAAAAUAUUAAGUCAAGCUGUCAGAACAAUAACAGUACCUAAAUCUCAGCAUCUUGAAUGACCUCUUAAUAAAAUCAAAUGCAGAAGACUGCAGCUUCUGAUACAGUAGAUGGUGUCAUUCUGAUAAACAGGCAGUGGGUUACUUAUAAGGUUAUUCAUGGCUCCAGAGAUCAGAUUUCCAUGAUGUGUGCAGCCUCAGGUCUUCAGCCAGGACACCCUGACUCUGGAAUGACCUGCUUUGAGAAGCUCAGGCUCACACAAUCAUUUAAUUUUAAUGUGUUUUAUACUGAUAUGUUAUUAUGUUUUAU
Epinephelus fuscoguttatus (brown-marbled grouper) is the source of this 3868-nucleotide messenger RNA. RefSeq lists its product as uncharacterized. The record is from RefSeq and is a predicted model, not a curated record. Gene Ontology annotation, biological process: transcription by RNA polymerase III. The transcript has 8 exons. Gene Ontology annotation, cellular component: RNA polymerase III complex. Gene Ontology annotation, molecular function: DNA binding. The coding region runs from base 709 to 1920 and encodes 403 amino acids. Lineage: Eukaryota; Metazoa; Chordata; Actinopteri; Perciformes; Serranidae.